Rubroshorea leprosula is the source of this 837-nucleotide messenger RNA. NCBI's taxonomy places the organism in Eukaryota, Viridiplantae, Streptophyta, Magnoliopsida, Malvales, Dipterocarpaceae. The record is from the annotation of a GenBank genome assembly.
ACUUAAUAACCAAUGUUUAGAGCCUUAAGUUUAAUGUGUCAAGUUCAAACUUGGAGAUGAGUAGAAAGAGAUUUAAAAGGAAGAAGAACAAUCUGAUGUGGUACGAAAUGAGGUUGAGGACCUAAUCACAACAAUGAAAAGGCUUGGGAAUUUGACUCCUAACGAUUUUGUAAAACAUUGCGGGAGAGAAGGCAACCGAAAAUGGAAAAGUCAUAUUUGGCUUCCAAUUGGUGAAGAUAAAGUGCCUCUUGGGAAAUCUCCCAUCCUCAAGUACUAUAAGUUUGCAUCCAACAGGGCCAAUGCCAUACGCAAACGAAAUGUUUUCCACCGUGACGAGUUCAUAAAUUGUCAUGCAUGCAACAAACCUCGCCGGUUUAGUCAGCGGACGGAGGAGGAACGCCGGCAUUAUCAUGCAGCUACAACGUCCACAAGAUGGAGGUGUUCAGACUGGCUCUAUGGCGAAAUAAACUGCAACGAAGAAGCAGAAAGGGAGAGUAGAAGAAGCUUGAGGGGCUGUCCAGAGGCUCCGGCAUGUAAGGGUUGUCACCGUUGUGUCUGCUUUGGCUGCGUUGAAUGCCGCUUCAAUGACUGCGGUUGCCGCAUCUGUGUGGACUUCAUACGGAACGCAGAACCGUAGGUAUCUAUGAAGUGUUGCUGGUCUCCUGUGCUCCACAAAUGGGGUACACAAAAAGGAGACUUUAAUUUGGUGUCCCAAAGUUUGUCCCAAAGUUGCAUUCCCGUUUAAUGUUUUAAUUUCCAAGGGCAAAUGCAUCAUUAUUAUUUUUUUUUUAUCAAUUAUUAUGCAAUUUACCAAUUAAAUAGAAUCAGUGACUUACA